GUCAGGCAAUGAUUUGAUUCCUAAAAAGUAUAUUUAAUGUUGUUAUAAGCCAUAAUAUCAAGCACAGUGGGCCGGAUGAAAGGCCAAGCUGCCCGUACAUGGCCCACGGGCCGUACUUUGCCCACCACUCAUCUAACAUUCCUCAAACUGACAGCAAUAUCCUCUUAGUCAAGCACAUAAGAUGUUUUACUUGCCUUAUUGGAGCAUUGAUUCAAAAUUAGAUCAUCAGGUGUUCAAGUCCGAAACAGAUUACCACUCAGCCAGCCAAUGACAGACGUGAUAAUGAUCCCCUCGACGGGAUCAUCUGAAGGAGAAGUGGCUGACACUGAAACACUGAAACAAACAGCGACACACAUACACACAAUUGGUGCUUUUCAGCUACUGGAGGAGAGAAACACAAGAAGGGUUUUGAUUUCUUGACAAAACACCAAGCAGGUGAACCAAUCAUGUUCCGGCUACAAAAAGUGACCCUGACGGUGACCCUGUGUGUGCUGCUCUUAGCCUCUCUGACCCCUAGCUCGGAGGCCCGUCGUGGCGGAGGCUUCAGGGGGGGCUUUGGUGGCCGGAGGCCAUCCUAUAGACCGGCCCCUCCCAGGAGCAGUGGGCCCAGUGCGGGUAAAGUAGCCGGCGCCGCAGCGGCGGGGGCCAUCGGAGGAGCCAUGCUGGGCUCCGCCUUGAGCCGCCCCGGUUAUGGGUACGGCGGAGGGUACGGAGGCUAUGGGGGAUAUGGGGGCUACGGAGGAGGUUACGGCUACCCGCGACACAGUGGUGGCUAUGGACCCGGUCCUGCAUACGAGCCAGAGGGCUCUGGAGAUAUGGAGUACUACACCGGAGCGUCCAGUGGGCCCAUCUACAACAGCAUCAUCGUUGUGAUCGGCUCUCUGCUCUCUCUUGUCUUCAUGAUGUGAAGCUGGCACAAAGUCGCACCUACGGCACAAACCUUGGAACUUUUAAUGGGCCACGUCUGCACUGAACCACCUCUGAAGACUGGAGGAGCUUGACACAGGAACUAGUCUGCACCAAAGUCUGUUCAUAUGGUUACAGCAGCAGACAACUGUGCUUUGUACACAUGUAUACUGUAUGUAUUCAAAUGAAAAGACACACAAAACAGUCCCAAUGCUACUAUAGUUCAAAUUACAUGAGCCAGCACUUUUGCUCAGUCAA
Molecule: messenger RNA, 1164 nt
Organism: Syngnathus acus (greater pipefish)
Lineage: Eukaryota; Metazoa; Chordata; Actinopteri; Syngnathiformes; Syngnathidae
Product: shematrin-like protein 3
Exons: 2
Coding region: 447-908 (153 amino acids)
Source: RefSeq, a predicted model, not a curated record